Molecule: messenger RNA, 726 nt
Organism: Oldenlandia corymbosa var. corymbosa
Lineage: Eukaryota; Viridiplantae; Streptophyta; Magnoliopsida; Gentianales; Rubiaceae
Source: the annotation of a GenBank genome assembly
AUGGUGAAUGCUUAUGGGACCGAUGAUCCGAGUCGUGGGGUAUCUUACCUUUGUACACCAUCAUCCAUUUCUGAACCGGAUGAUUUUCUUACAUUGAACCUGAAGAAACGAAUUGAUGAACUAGAGGAUCUUAACAAGAGUUGUGUGGCUGUUGUGGUUGCUUCAAUUGUUUCUGUUGAAUCCGAAUUCCGGGUUCAGCUAAGGGUACUUAAUGAUAGUGGAAGUACAUCCUUCCUGUUAUUUGAUAAUGACGUUUACAAAUGUAUCCGAAAGACUGUGAUGCAUGUGAGGGAAAACAUGUUGAAGGUUGAAGGUGAUAGGCCUAAGGUGCCAAAGGAGUUGGAGAGAUUGGUUGGUCAAAAGUUCAUAUUCAAAAUUGAGGUCUCUGAAUACAAUAUUGACAAUAAUUGGCCGGUUUACACAGUUUUGCGGAUGAGUAGUAAAAUGUCAAUAAUCAAUGCUUUUGAGAGUAGCUCGUCAAUAAAUCAGGAUGUUGGCGCUGAUGUUGAUAUUUCUACUACAGAGAACACAAAUAUAACACCCAAAAGUUUAGCUGGGAAGGAUUCAAUAAAUUCGUGCACUGGAGAAGUUGAUGCACGCACCGUCCAAUUGUUGUCCACUGCAACUAGCCCUUUGAAAAGGACACUACAAUUUGAUGAGGAAGAUGCAAUUGUUCAGUCAUCUUCGACUAAAGCAAAGAUUGAAGUGAAGCUUGAAAAAUCUUAG